This is a messenger RNA of Chrysoperla carnea, 3704 nucleotides long. RefSeq names its product peregrin (gene Br140). Gene Ontology annotation, molecular function: protein binding. The coding region runs from base 124 to 3261 and encodes 1045 amino acids. The transcript has 6 exons. Gene Ontology annotation, cellular component: MOZ/MORF histone acetyltransferase complex. Gene Ontology annotation, biological process: regulation of transcription by RNA polymerase II. Lineage: Eukaryota; Metazoa; Arthropoda; Insecta; Neuroptera; Chrysopidae. The record is from RefSeq and is a predicted model, not a curated record.
UCAUAAAUAAUUAAAAUGUCUUGCUAUGCCUCACAAAUGUAAAAAAAAAAUAAAUUAAAACGUAAUGUGAUUUAAAAAUUACUUAAAUUAAAACUGUGUUUGUUUACAUAAAACGAAAAUAAAAUGGGUUUAGUUGAUUUUGAUGUGGCGGAAUUUUGUAAAAAAUUACGAUUAGAUCGACAACCACCUUAUCAAUGUCCAAUAGAAAAAUGUGAAAGAACUUAUCGAUCGACAUGUGGUUUACAAUAUCAUUUACAGAACUUUGAUCAUGAUAAUCCACAAUCACAAACCUUAUCACCAGUAACACCGCGUCAUAAAAAAGGUCGAGCUCGACCGGCUGUACCGACUGCCGAUCUAGUGAGUCCGAUACGUGAAGCUCUUACUUAUGCAGAAGCACAAAAAAUGGUACAAUUUGAAGUUGAUACAAAAGCUAUUCGUGUAAAUAUCACUGAUGAGUUACCGUUAAUUUCGAGUGAAGAUUGGGAAGGUCCUACACCCACACUCCAAGCGGAUCAAGCUACACAAGAAGCAUUGGCGAAACUACCGGAACCAUCGUAUAAAGAGCUACCGGAUUAUAAUAUAUGUGAUGCACCGCCUAGACCGAAUGCGUAUAUUCGUUUUAUUGAGAAAUCCGCGGAGGAGUUAGAUGGCGAAGUUGAGUAUGAUGUCGAUGAAGAAGAUACUGCAUGGCUAUCGAUUAUGAAUGAAAAACGUGAAUCACAAGGUACAAAUCCUGUUUCGGUGGAUACUCUUGAACUGUUAAUGGAUCGUCUGGAAAAAGAAUCAUAUUUUCAAGCAUCGGCAAAUGGUCAAUCUAGUGGGGCUGUUGUCGAUGAUGAUGCCGUGUGUUGCAUCUGUAUGGAUGGCGAAUGCCAGAAUACAAAUGUUAUACUAUUUUGUGAUAUGUGUAAUUUAGCUGUUCAUCAAGAUUGUUAUGGUGUACCGUAUAUACCAGAGGGACAAUGGUUAUGUAGAAGAUGUUUACAAUCACCAAGUCGUGCUGUGGAUUGUGUGUUAUGUCCAAAUCAUGGUGGAGCAUUUAAACAAACGGAUCGUGGACAAUGGGCGCAUGUUGUUUGUGCAUUAUGGAUACCUGAAGUUCGAUUUGCAAAUACAGUAUUUUUGGAACCAAUUGAUUCAAUUGAAACAAUACCUCCAGCACGAUGGAAGUUAACAUGCUACGUAUGCAAACAACGAGGUGUUGGAGCUUGUAUCCAAUGUCACAAAACAAAUUGUUAUGCAGCGUUUCAUGUCACGUGCGCUCAACAAGCUGGUUUAUUCAUGAAAAUGGAUACAGUACGUAAUGACAACGCAACGGAUACUCAACCUCCCGUUUUGGUACAGAAGACAGCUUUUUGUGAUUCUCACACACCUGCUGAAAGUGGAAGAGAAGAUUUUCGACAAAAAAUGAAACAAGCACGUAAAGUAUUAGCAAAAAAACGUACAUCUGCGCCAGUAAUUUUAAUUCCAACUAUACCCCCAGAACGGAUUCAAGAAAUUAGUUCAUUGGUCAGUCUAUCAAAGAAAAAUCAAUUUAUCCAACGUUUAAUCGCAUAUUGGACGCUAAAACGACAAUUUCGUAAUGGUGUACCAUUACUUCGUCGUCUACAAUCCUCUGCACAGGGUAAUAAUCGCGAUUCAAGUGGAAUAUCUCAAUCUCAAGUGGACACAAUCGAAUUAUGUCGACAAUUAAAAUAUUGGCAAUGUUUACGACAAGAUUUAGAACGAGCUCGUUUACUUUGUGAGUUAGUUCGAAAAAGGGAAAAAUUAAAAUUGGAAUUAGUGAAACAAAAAGAACGAUGUAUGAUUGUUGAAUUACGUCCGCUCGAAGCAAGCAUGCGUCGUUUAUUGGAUAUGAUUGCUGCAAAAGAUGAUCGGGAAAUAUUUUUGGAGCCUGUGGAUCCAGUUGAAGUGCCAGAUUAUAGUACUGUGGUGACAAAUCCUAUGGAUUUAAGUACAAUGCGAGAAAAAUUAGACGAAGGAGCUUAUACAAAUUUGGAUUUAAUGGAAAAAGAUUUUCAAUUAAUGAUUUCAAAUUGUUUGGCAUACAACAACAAGGAUACCGUAUUUUAUAAAGCUGGAAUAAAAAUGAGGGAUGCUGGUAAUGCAUUGUUUGCGCAGGCGCGAAAAGAAUUUAAAGAGUCAGGUUUAUUACCAGAACCUGAACAAAAAUCAGAAAAAUCGAAUGAUAAACGUAAAGAAGACGAUUCAACAAUCUCACAAGAAAUUGAGAAAGAAUUAGAAGAAUUAAAGAAUAAUACAAAAGAUGCAAAAUUAAUAACAAAAUUGGAAGAACUUUUGAAAAAAUGUCAAGGAUUAAAGCAUGCCGGUUCACGAGCUAAACGUGUUCGAUUAAUAAAAGCAGAAAUAGUUCGAGCAAAAAGACAUAUAUCCACGAUCAGUGAUACAUCUCAAUCCAGCAGUGAAGUUGUUACUCCCGUUGCGGAAAAAAAUACACCAAACAAUAGUAUCGUAACAAAUAAUAAUAACAAUAGCGCUUCACCAACGGGCGGUGUAAAUCGUCGAACCGCUGUAUUAUUUACACGAAAAGCACAAGCGGCAUUAAAAAAACCAAGUUCACCACCAAAAGUCGAGACAACUGGCAAACAACGUCGGCGUGUAGGACGACCCAGACGUGUGGAUGGUCAGGGUCCUGGUAGUGCGGAGAAAUUAACUACAAUACCAGAUAGUUUUCGUGUGUAUCGUGGUGUUAAUCAAGGUUCCGAUGAUGAUGAUUCUGAUUCCGGUCAAAGUUGUUCCACUUGUUAUGAUUCGUAUUUGUCUUGUUCUGAUAGUACAUUAUCAGAAACUGAACAUUCAGCAAGUACAGAUAACGAAACGAGUGGAGUAAAAUCCGAUAAAACCACAAAACAGAGUGCAGAAUUUAAACCAUUACAAUUGGUAUGGGCUAAAUGUCGUGGAUAUCCUUGGUAUCCAGCACUUAUUAUAUCACCAGAUAUGCCUCGUGGCUAUGUACAUCGUGGUGUACCAAUUCCAGCGCCACCACAAGAUGUUUUAGCUUUAGAGAAAAAUCAUCAAAAGCCUGUAUAUUUGGUACUGUUCUUUGAUGCGAAACGUACAUGGCAAUGGUUACCACCAGAUAAACUAGAAUUGCUUGGUGAAGAUUCUCAACGUGAUCAAGCUAAAGUAACCGAACCAAGAAAACCAACUGAUCGUAAAGCAGUACGUCGUGCUUUUCAGCAUGCGUUGUUACAUCAGUGUCAAGUUUCUGAACCACCUGGCCCCGAUGCGAUUAUGUAAUUUUUUAAUUAAAUCUUCGAUUUAUGUUUUUAAAAUUAUUUUUUUUACACGAACGAUGUAAAAUAAUUCAGUACUUCAUUAAUUUUAAGCUUUAAUUUUUGCAAAAGAUAAUGCUUUUAAUAAGAAAACAAUAAACGUGUUUACUGGUCGUUUAGUUGUGAUUAGCGCCGACGAAACAUAAAUUCGCGCCUUGUUCGCGAGUCUAAUUAAAAUUUGCACCAGAUAUUUGUGCUCUUCCUUCGUGGCGGCGUAUAAUAUUAUACAUCCAUAAAAAUCAUUUAACGACUAGGCGGACAGUUUUCGAGAGAGUGUCGAAAAUUCACUCAAAGUAAGGGACUUCGUAGGAUAUUUAGGGCGAUACCAAGGAAAUAUUCAAUCUGUCGUCAAAUGAACUCAAUUUCUGUAUUUCUUGGGUCCUAAUUUCUUUAUAUCCCAAGUUUUAU